AUGAAUGGUCUUUCCAAUACACCUGCAAGUUAUUUACCAUCAAGGAGAUCUCAAUUGGUGAGUCAAAACCGUAUCGCCAAGAUUAACGAACUUUACGAACAGAAACAAAGACAACAUCAAGAUUCUGUAGUUUCAAAUAAUUCCACCUCAGUUGUUUCAGAGGAUAAUUGCGUACCGAUUCGCGGACUGACAACCUAUAGAAUUCAAGGUCAAUAUAACGUGGACGAACCGUCCACAACGGUUAAACAUGAAGAAUUACCUAGUACCUUUGCAACUAAUACAACAAAGAACCUUCAAGAACAAGAACCAGAGGAUAAUACUGAUGAAGACUAUGAAGAUGAACUUAAAUUCACACCAAAAUUAAAAUCUCGUAGAAGUUUGCUGACAAUGAGGAAAAACUUCGAACAAGAAGCAAAUUCACCUAUAUCUAAUGAUGAACCAAGCCCUAUGGAAGACGUAUCUACACCUCUGCCAAAAGUCAGACGUCGUGUGGGUUCACUACGUAAAAGUUUGGGAGAUCCAUUGCCCCUACCGUAUUUACCAAGGGAUUCUAGUCCAAUUCAUAAAGAACGUAGGGAACCUGUAUCACAAUCACCACAUCUAGUAUCUCCUUCCAAUGUGGAUAAAAAACGUCAAAUAAUGGAAUCGAAAUGGAGAAAAUUGGUUUCACAGGAUAAGUCCAUGUUGGAAUCUCGAUUAAAAGAAUUACGUAGACCAUCACUCCCGACAACGAUGCCACCGCCAAGACCUGAUUCACCAACAUUAGUACCACAAAAAACUUCCACUUCACUCCCGAAUCCUCCUCCGCAGUCUUUAGAAGAAUUACAACAAGAAAUUAUCAGUAAUCGGCAAAGAUUGGAUGAAAUCAUUGUUCUAUUGAAUCAAAAACAAAAACCAUCGUUACAAUUCCCAUCUUUGAAUUUCCAUUACCGAUGGAAUGAAUCUACCUUCUGGACACUUUGUAUUAUAGCGCUCAUACUGUGCAACUUCUACGUGUAUUAUUACUUGUAA
Zygosaccharomyces rouxii is the source of this 1011-nucleotide messenger RNA. RefSeq names its product Kar1p (gene KAR1). The transcript has a single exon. The coding region runs from base 1 to 1011 and encodes 336 amino acids. The record is from RefSeq and is a predicted model, not a curated record. Lineage: Eukaryota; Fungi; Ascomycota; Saccharomycetes; Saccharomycetales; Saccharomycetaceae.